Messenger RNA from Anolis carolinensis (green anole), 1905 nucleotides. RefSeq names its product DEAD-box helicase 55 (gene ddx55). The coding region runs from base 50 to 1843 and encodes 597 amino acids. Gene Ontology annotation, cellular component: nucleolus. NCBI's taxonomy places the organism in Eukaryota, Metazoa, Chordata, Lepidosauria, Squamata, Anolidae. Gene Ontology annotation, molecular function: RNA helicase activity; ATP binding; nucleic acid binding. The transcript is spliced from 14 exons. The record is from RefSeq and is a predicted model, not a curated record.
CGUUGCUCGUGGAGCCCCUGAGGCGGCUUCUCCGCCGGAAGAGACGGCGAUGGAGAACGUCACGGAGGGAACCUGGGACUCUCUCCCGGUUCAGCUCAGCCCCGGCGUCCGGAGGGCCUUGCGAGAGAUGGGCUUCCCUCACAUGACCCCCGUGCAGUCUGCAACAAUUCCCUUGUUCAUGGCGAAUAAGGACGUGGCUGCUGAAGCAGUGACUGGCAGCGGCAAAACGUUAGCUUUUGUGAUUCCCAUCAUAGAAAUUCUUCUCCGAAGGGAAGAAAAGCUUAAGAAAAAGCAGGUUGGUGCAAUUGUCAUCACACCCACAAGAGAGCUUGCUAUUCAGAUAGAUGAGGUGAUCUCCCACUUCACAAAACACUUCCCCCAGUUUAGCCAGUGCCUUUUUAUUGGUGGAAAUAAUCCCAUGGAAGAUGUAGAAAGAUUCAAAGAGCAUGGCGGAAACAUCCUCGUAGCCACACCAGGUCGUUUGGAGGAUAUGUUUAGGAGGAAAUCAGAAGGGCUGGAUUUAGCCAGUUCCGUGAGGUCUCUUGAUAUUCUAGUCUUGGAUGAAGCAGAUCGGCUCCUGGACAUGGGCUUUGAAGCAAGUUUGAAUACCAUUCUGGACAUUUUGCCAAAGCAGAGACGGACAGGACUCUUUUCUGCAACUCAGACCCAAGAGGUUGAAAAUCUAGUGAGAGCUGGCCUCCGCAACCCUGUCCGCAUCUCUGUGAAGGAGAAAGACAUGGCAGCAAGCAACACCCAGAAGACCCCCACGCGGCUCCAGAAUUUCUAUAUGAUCUGCAAAGCAGAUGAGAAAUUCAACCAGUUAGUUCAUUUCCUUCGUCAGCACAAGCCAGAAAAGCAUCUCGUCUUUUUCAGUACUUGUGCCUGCGUGGAGUAUUAUGGGAAAGCGUUGGAAUCCUUGAUUAGGAAUGUGCAAAUCAUGUGCAUCCAUGGGAAGAUGAAGCACAAACGGAAUAAGAUUUUUAUGGAAUUCAGGAAGCUUUCAAGUGGCAUUCUGGUUUGCACUGACGUAAUGGCCCGGGGCAUCGACAUUCCAGAAGUGAACUGGGUUUUGCAAUACGAUCCUCCUAGCAAUGCAAGUGCUUUUGUGCAUCGCUGUGGCCGCACAGCACGCAUUGGCCACUUGGGCAGUGCACUCGUCUUCCUGCUUCCCAUGGAAGAAGCUUAUAUCAAUUUUCUAGCUAUUAACCAAAAGUGUCCCAUGCAGGAAAUGAAGCUACAGUCGAACGUGAUGGAUGUUCUCCCCAAACUGAAAUCCCUGAGUUUGGCAGACAGAGCCGUAUACGAGAAAGGGAUGAAGGCCUUUGUGUCUUACGUGCAAGCCUACGCCAAACACGAGUGCAAUCUGAUCUUUCGAUUAAAAGACCUGGACUUUUCCAGCUUGGCCCGAGGCUUUGCUUUGCUGAAGAUGCCGCGGAUGCCAGAGCUGAAAGGCAAAUGUUUCUCCGACUUCACGCCUGUGGAUCUGGACACAGACUCGAUCGCGUUCAAAGACAAGCACCGAGAGAAACAGAGGCAGAAGUUUCUCGAGCAGCGAAGGACGGAAGGGCAGGAGCAAGGAAGGAGGAAAAGGUUUGCCAAAAACAAAGCCUGGUCCAAGCAGAAAGCCAAGAAGGAGAAGAAGAAGAAACUGACAGCCAAACGGAAAAGAGAGGAGGGGUCUGAUGUAGAAGAUGCUGAUAUGGAGGAACUGCUGAAUGACACGCGGCUCCUCAAAAAGCUGAAGAAGGGCAAAAUCAGUGAGGAAGAGUUUGAGAAGAAGCUGCUGCGUAGCACCAAGGAAGCUCAGGCAGACACAAUGGGCGACUCGGGCUCCGAAGGAUGAAGCAUAAACCGUGAGAGCUUGUUCUUUGGAUAGCAAUAAAACAGACUUUUCUAUGUAACAAA